UGUUGUCGGAAUUUCCGCAUUCGACGCACGCGAUCGCCUCACUUAUUUCGCCAAGAGUUGAGUUUUCUCUAACCGCGGAAGCCGGCCCACGAAUCGAACCCGUCCGAUAGCCCUGUACGUCGUGUACGAAGGUCCACUUCCGCAUCGACAAUGACUGAUAUUUUAGAAAAGUGAAUUAGUUCGCGAGGAUAAACCGGGUGAAGUCACACGGAGUUACGUCGCGCGCAAGGUCGCCCGUAAUCGCCGCACAUGUUUCCUAAAUUUGGGAAAGCAUAUCGGUGCAAUAAAAAUUCCGCCUGCAUUUAUCAUCUUAUGUAAACUGGCAAUAACCGCAUCGAUAUUGAACCAGGUUUAUCGACUCCGGUUAAAGUACCGUGGCAAUAUUGCACUCUAGUUGAUUCACCUGCAAAGUUUCGAAGCCGCCGAGUUUAGUUUACCGCAUCGAACAGGUGACGCGAGCCAAGAACCGUAUAUAUAUUCCCCUACCGAAUCGAAAGAUUGCAAGAUUUGUUUACCGGAAACUCGAAACUUUAUCCUUCAGUUUCAGGAAUUUUUGAAAAGCUUCUUUUGCCGGGAUACGAGCGUUUGAAAAAUGAUUUCGACAAAAUUUCUGCCACAAUAGGACAGCGGGCGAUGUAACGAGUUAGGACGUCGACCUUCCGACUCCGCGGAGAAGCGUUUCCGUAUUUUUCCAAUUAACACGGACCAGUUGGGGCGGAAGUUUUCCAAAGAUCCGUACGUGUGUCCUCCGGUGACGUAAGACGUAUAAAAGCGUCGCUUUUCGUUUGUGUAACCAAUUUCGACGAGGGAGCGGGGGAGGACUGCGGUGCCGUACUAAUUGUAAGCCAGCUGGGUGAUAGCGGACGAGACUCGAUUCAUUAUGGACUCAAUCGUUCGUCCUCGUUACAGUCACUCGGUAUCGGGCGUCGGCACCUGCGGUGCUCUUCCAGCAUAAAUUCUUUUUUCACGAGAAAUGGAAAUCGGUCGUACUCUCUCGACGAGGGAAGCGAUGGACGAUAAACGUAUUCCCGGUGACCGAAUAUUCUCAGAUAAUUAUAGGUAGAACGAGUGGAAAUCAAAGUACCCGCUACCGCGAUCCGUCAGGUGAAGUUACAUUAGGUGAUAAGUUAUAAAAACUUUCGUUGGACUAUGACGAGAGAUAAUUCGCGGUGGCCGCGUAGAACGAUAAGUCCAACUAUUACCGUGCGUUCGUCGUGAAGUGUUCAAACUUGCAGUUCUUCAAAAGAGGAAAACUCGUUUGUCGUUUCGUACAACAUGACGUUGCGAAAAAGCAAGAAGAAGGGUCCGUGCGAGAGCACCACGGGCAAAGUGAAAACUUCAGCGGAUGAGGGAAAUGCCGGAGCAACGGUCGGUCCCUCCCAAUCGAAGACGGCCACAAAAACGAGCAGAGGCACCAAGACGAUCCGCAGGGAUUCGGCCGAUCGCGAGAAGGACGUCAGCGGACCCUCGGGAGACAACUCGCAGGGAAAAUUAUCAGGUUCGGUAAAAUCCAAGAAGGUCGGAAACAAACUAGCAGCUCCCGAAGGAAGCAUGGAUCGAAGGCCUUCGCUUCGCCGCAAACUUGGGACUUUCAUAAGAAGCAGCGCCGAUCAAUUGCCAGCCGCUAUUAAUCGAGGACUUGCACCGAUCCGACGCAGCUUCAGCUUCAGCAAAGAUCUCGACAACGUUCACGAAAAACCGUCGCCUUACAGAACGCGGGGUGCCCACUGGUACAACAGCCUCGUUUCCUUAGCCGAGGAUCGCACGGUGGACGAUACUAAAAACGAAAUCACCGACGAUCGACGACAACGCGAUCACGGGGGAGAUGCCAGAGCGGCAAAAUCCGCACCGCGAGUUUUGGCGCAAACAGUCGACGAAACCGAUCAACCGAUCGAGGAUGAGUUCGGCGGAAGAAUUCUCACCAGGGCGCAGAGCCUGAUAGAAAAACAUCCCGCGACCUGUGACCCGUACCGAAGGACGUACAGAAGAUCUCGCACCGCUGGACGUUUUCCGCCUGCACCGUUCGGACGCCACAGCGACCAUUAUGACUCGAGCGUAGACCUCAGCUGCCCACCCUAUCAAGCCACCAGUCUGCCGGCUCUGAUCCUACACCGUGGAAACCCCAACGAAAAUGACUCCGCGUCAACGUGCUUCCGGAGGAGGGAUGUACAAAUGGGGGACGGAUGGGGACACCUGAAAACCGUCACUCGCAGCACCUCCUCAGCUUUGUUUCCGCAUUCUAGCCCCCGGAGUUCCGUUGACUGCUUGGUGCGUUCCCGUUCUCUGACUCAGCUGGACGCCUUGGGUACCAGCAUGCUGGAUCCGGAGGAGCAUCGCCUCGGGGGUGCAGCUGCGGCGGCUGUGGAUCACCACCAAUCGCACGGCCAUCCCCAUAGCGCGGGCGAGUGCAGCCCCCGGCUACUGGUACCGAAUGUCCCGCAGGUCGACCAAGUCCAUUCGAACAAGGCGAGGCAUAAGCUAUCCAGAUCUCAGGUAUCAAGCAGCGAGUACUUCAGCGUCUGCUUCGAAGUCGGUGACGACGUCGCCACCUUGGAUCGCGAGGAGUUUCUGCCUGCCACAAAGGGAACCACUUUGGCGGAGGCACUCAGCGGGGCGUGCGACCGUCGAGGCAUAGACCUGGGUAGAAUCGACGUUUUUCUGGACGCUUUUAGCACCCCAUUGCCCGUUCUCACCACCGAGGCAUCGUGCAUGGGAGGGAAGCACCUUCGCGUCACCGCGAGAGACGAAAGGGCCAAUUCCAGAUCUUCCGUUCAAAAAAGUAAUCCGAACGUGUCCUUACGCAGAGCUUGCGGGAGUAACAGGGGGCGAAGCGGACGUUUCUUCAGCGUCUCGACGGAGGAUUCGAGCGUGGACUCGGAGGUCCCCGCGGUCUCGAGUUCCGCGGCCGGCGGUAAGUCCUCUUCGGGUGCAGCAGGUCUGAAAGCUAGCAAGCAGCGGUGGAGCGGGUUCUUCACGAACACGAAGGGCACGAAAAUGGAAUCCCUCGUCGAACAACUGAACGAGUACACGAAACACGGAGUGCCCAAACUGGCCAACAUCCAAUUGCCCUUCCUCGUGGAACACGAUGCCGACGACGAAGAGGGUUUUUACAUGCUCGAGGAUGACUGGCGGGAUAUCGUCGAUGUGUCCGAUCGUCUCACUGAGAAGCAGCAGCAGCAGCAAACCGCGCUUUGGGAACUUGCGCAGACGGAAGUCGCUUAUAUAAGGACGCUGAAAGUCGUCACCGACCUGUUCAUGGCUUGCCUUUGCAGCCUUCAGGCGAACGGUAUACUCAUCGAAGUUGAUCGCGGCAAGCUAUUCGGCAACAUACCCGACAUAUACGCCGCGAACCGCUUCUUCUGGGGCGAACAUCUCCUAGCAAUGGUGAACGCCGCUAGGGUCACGCGUCUGCCGCUUGACCCCGGCGACCUUCUUCACGGAUUCGCAACCUUCGAACAGACCUUCGCGCCCUACUCGAGGUACUGCGCGGAACAGAGCCGUUGCCAACAGUACUGUAGGGACCGUCUCAACGACAACGAACUCUUUACGGCUUACCUCGUGUGGUGCGAAACACAGAAAGACUGCAAUCGUCUGAGGCUUUUAGAUAUUUUGGUAAAGCCGAUGCAGAGGUUGACCAAAUACUCCCUCCUCUUAAAGGCCGUCCACAAAAACACGGAAAACGAAGAGCAGCGAUCGGAGCUCACGACUAUGAUUAAAUCGGUGGAUCAAUUCGUUGCCUCGGUGAACGCGGCACUGAGAAGAAACGAGGAAACCGCUCGACUCGCUAGCGCGGCUGCCCGCCUCGAAAACUACGACGUCGUGGAGUCUCGCGACGAAGAAUUGGACCGUCUGGUGAAGAGCCACAGUUAUCUCGACAUCAUAACUGCACCCAUGCCCGGGUGUCCGAAGGACGCGCCCAGAACCCUACUCAGAGAAGGGGACCUGAAAUUGAGAGACGGUGCGACAAGCAAGAUGGAGGUGCGAGUUCUUCUCCUCACCGACAUGCUCUUGGUGUGCAAGCCGUCGACGAAGAAGACCUCCUCGAGUAGCGGGCCCGGGGGAGGCGGCGCUGUACCGGGUGGUCUCAAGAUUGUUCGGCAGCCUUACGUAGUCGACAAAAUUCGCGUGAACGAGCUCAAGGAACCCUCGAGCUUGGGUCUCGUCUAUUUGAACGACUACGGGUCAGCGUGCGCCGCCCUCAUCCUAAGCGCCGGGGAACCCAAAUUGGCCAAGUCGUGGGUCGAAUCACUCCGCAAGGCGCAGCAGCAGUUCGCGCGCAUGAAGAUCACUUCAAUCGGCAUGAGUGGUCCGACUUUGCCGGUGAGCAGGCAGGCGAGCACCUACCUGGGUGACGGUGACUUCGAGGUCGACGAUGCCGAAGGUGCCGCGGCGCGAACCCCGCGUGGAAGCAGCCGGGCGUCUCGCGUUAGCAGUCUCGCGCACAGUCACAGCGGCAGUAUGGAAAUGGACGGCGUCUCACCCGGAAGCAGCAGCUUCAUAGCGAGUUUCAACCCCAGUAGGAAUGUGAGCGUCGAGACGAACGAACCACCCGGUGCCUCGAGUGUCUCUUCCGAAGAAGGUGGCAGCGAACUGGGCGCUUCGGGGCACACGCACAGGCCUCUGCAAGUCAGGCGAUCGCUUCUCUGCAAGUCUCCGACUCCGAACACAUUGAGUGUCCAAGUCCCGGCUUAUUCCGGUCUAGGACAAUCCCUGCCGAACUUGACUUUGGCCACGUCGCCUCAAACCUCGACCGUCUCGCCGACACCCCCGAACUCUCUGCUCAUCGUUCCCCAGAUUACCAAAAGCAAGGACACGCUGCUCUCACCGGGACAUCGAGGUAUAUCGUAUCCACCGCCUUCGCCACCAAGGGGAGCUUUGCGUCGAGCGUUUGCGGUACCGCAAUCGCGGAACCCACCCCUGAUAAAGACUCGACACGUGAACGCCUCGGUGGCACCGCAGCCGAUUCAGCCGACGCAGAGUCUCGACGCUGACCUCAUCGAGGAAAGACGACGAAGACUCGAACCCUCGGCGAGGAUGUCGUCGACCGGGAGUAUCGCCGAUGGAAAGUAACGAGCUUCGGGGUUUGUCAAGGUGAAAUUUUGUCGAUGGCUCUGCAGGGUGACCCUCGAUGACGAAUCGGGUACCGAUAUAUUGUCCGGUUUUAUCGGCCACGGGACUCGCGGUGGACAGGACUCUAGUCCAGCCUCCCCGACGUUUUCCAACUUGAGGAAUCGAGAGACCCUAACCCCCCCCCCCCCCCACCUCACCCUCUCCCUCUCCCUCUCCCAACCCUUCCAACAGCUGCCCGUGUGCAAAUGAUGCGCACAUUCGCUAACGGCGAAGGAGCGGCUGCGAUUAUUCUUCAAUAUCACUAAACUCAAAUCAACGCAACUGCUUCAAUUCUAUCACUGCAAGACACACGUACAUAUAUACUGGAGGCAUACUUGAAUAGACAACUAUGAAAUACAGCUUACAAAUGAACAAAUCAAGUAAUUCCGCAAUCGAUUGGGGCCAUUCGAGAACAACGUGAAAUUUAUCAAACAGUUCAAUGUAACGAUUAAUAUUAAUUUUAUAAUAGAUGAUGAUACAAUAAGAUAGCGAAUAUAGAACAGAACACAAAAUAAUAUUAUAUAGAAAGAGAUGCAUAUACAUAUUACGUAUUGUUUUACGUAUGUAAUAGACCCAAUCUUCUUGAAGUUCAUGGUAGCGUAUCGUAAGAAAUGUAAAAACAUAUUAAUAUACAUAUUUAUAUACACAUUAUACACAAAGGUAUAUCAAUAGGUGUACACACAUACAUAUGUACAGGGUACGGCAUUUAUGGUGUUGAGAGCUAAUAAGUUUUUGAGGGUCUGAUCAGACGGUCGCAUAUGCCAGUACAGAGCUUUUUCAUGUUUUUCGCGCAAAAUAAAGCAAUACAAAAAAAUUCACGCCACCUUCAAACUUCACAAAUUCUAAAAUAUCGUACGACGGUCGUUGACGAUCUUACGAUAUCGCGAUAUUCGUUGAUACCGACGAUUGUCCUACAGUAUAUUAAAGUUUCUUCGUUCCACCGGUCGGAGUGAUGGUAAAAAACUGUAUAACGCUGCACGUUUCGUCUAAAAAUUGAACGAAUGCCACGACGUAUUAAAAUUUUUCACGCCACGCAAAAGGUCGUCACUUGAGACACCGAGUUUUUUAUUCACAGUCUUAUUGAAAAAGGUUGAAAUAUUUUUGAGACAUCAGGUUUUACCGCUCCAAAAGCCCUACCUCGUAGAAUAUGUAUAUAUAUGUAUAUAUAGUAUAGUAAAGAGAGAGAGGAAACGUAGUUUUACAACGUUGAGCUCUGUAAUCUUGAAAAAAAGGCCUACGUAGUGUUACUUAAACUGUAAUUCGAUAGUCAGUAGUAUGGACUAUACGCCUAUAGCAAAGUGUGAUCAUUAGAGAGAGAGAGAAAAAGAGAGAGAGAGAGUAUGAGAGAAACGAAAAUUUAUAAAUUGUUAGCUAUUGUUCCGCAGGCAUAAGAUCCUCACCUCAGUCCAUGGAGUACUGGAAUCGCAGCGCCACAUAACAUGCUACACAGGGUGUAUCGCGAACAACGAAAAUCGUAUUUGUCUGUUACAAGGGAGCUACAUAAUCAAUGCGCUGUGGGAGUAUGCCACUGAGCGAAGGUAAUUUGAAAAAAACAAAUAAAAAAAUACCAACGAUAACAGAAAACUCCCAGGACUUGAAUUUGCGAUGCUCCGUGGGCGUGUGCGGACCUCACGUCUGAAGCGAAUUGAACCGACUUGAUGCAAUUCUGUCCGAAAAAUAUUACUUCAUAAGUACAAAUCUGAAAAUCGACGUUGUAAAUAAUUAUAUUUAUAACGAAUAUUCUCGCCCGAUCGGGAUAAGUUGAUUUUAAGUUCCACGCGAUAUUUUGGUUCUCAACCGAUACGAGAUAACAAGUGUAGAGCCAUACUCAGUAAUAUCAAACGAACGAAGGAACGAAAAUUUAUAACCCUGUUAUACAGGGCAACCAUGGGCAGAAACUUGUCCCGGUUGAUCGAGAAUAUCCCAUAAACCGUCACGUGGGGCAACCGAGAACGGUGUCGCAGGUGUCAGUUGAUAUCGAAACGAGCGAUUUAACUGUAGCAUAAAAUUAGAAGAAGAAAGUAAGGCGUAUUGUAUCACCAGGUGAAUUGGACCGCUGUAUAGGAAAGUACAAGAAUACAAUCAAUCUCUACGUACAAUAUCGACAUAGUAUGUUAUUGUAGGUAUCUGAAAAUAUAACUGCAUUGUUUUUAUUGUUUGUAA
This is a messenger RNA of Athalia rosae (coleseed sawfly), 7272 nucleotides long. RefSeq names its product pleckstrin homology domain-containing family G member 5. The transcript is spliced from 22 exons. The coding region runs from base 1276 to 5070 and encodes 1264 amino acids. Gene Ontology annotation, molecular function: guanyl-nucleotide exchange factor activity. The record is from RefSeq and is a predicted model, not a curated record. Gene Ontology annotation, biological process: Rho protein signal transduction; endothelial cell migration. Gene Ontology annotation, cellular component: axon; plasma membrane; endocytic vesicle. NCBI's taxonomy places the organism in Eukaryota, Metazoa, Arthropoda, Insecta, Hymenoptera, Athaliidae.